UCUGCCUCUAUCCAGAUGCAGAUUCAGAGAGAGACCUGCUCCUCCUCCUCUCCUUUGUCCCCUGAGGCUUUUCUACACAGCCCCACCCCUCCGCUUGGCAUCUCUCCCAGGCAGUGGCUCUCAGAAAGUCACUCCUUUCUUGCAUUUGAUCCCUCACCAGGAGCCUUCACCUCGGAGGGAAGAGGACAGAGUUUGUGCUCCAGCUUCCUUGCUUCUUUCUGUCAGAUUCUCCUUCUAAUAUUCCCGACUUGCAGGAGAGGAAGAGAAGCUACGUGGGCAUCCACCCCUGCUUUGCUAGAUGGUUUCUUUUCACUUAGAAGGAACAUCACACUUCAUUCUGUGCCUGCAGAGACAUGGAAGAAUCAGAGGAAACUCAAUGGGCCCAUUCAUUUUUUAAUCUUUGGCAGCUGUAAUCUUAGCCCCGCCUACCUUGUGGUUGGUGGAAAUAUAGAGAGUGGGAGCUUUGUCUCCUCCUGGGCUCUCAGUGAGGACCGGGAAGGAAAGAGAGGCAGAGCAGCUGGGCUGUGGACAACGAUGGAUCGGAACCGCUGUCACUCCGUGAAGCUGAAUGAUGGACACUUCAUGCCAGUGCUUGGAUUAGGCACUUACGCCUCUGACGAUACUCCUAAGAGCAAGGCUGGUGGGGGAACCAAAGUGGCCAUUGACGUGGGUUAUCGACACAUUGAUGCGGCAUACGCAUAUCAAAAUGAGAAGGAGGUCGGAGAGGCCAUUCGAGAGAAGAUUGCGGAUGGUACCGUGAAGAGAGAGGACAUAUUCUAUACCACCAAGCUUUGGCCUACUUUCUUUCGACCAGAAUUGGUUCAAUCUGCACUGGAAAUAUCUCUGAAGAAACUUCAACUGGACUAUGUGGAUCUCUUCAUUAUGCAUGCACCAUGUGCUAUGAAGCCUGGGGAGGAAAUACUGCCAACGGACGAAAGUGGGAAAAUCAUUUUAGACACUGUGGACAUUCGUGACACAUGGGAGGCCCUGGAGAAGUGUAAAGACUUGGGUUUAGCCAAGUCCAUCGGAGUGUCCAAUUUCAAUCACAAGCAACUGGAGAUGAUUCUGAACAAACCAGGGCUCAAGUACAAGCCCGUCUGCAACCAGGUGGAAUGUCAUCCUUAUCUCAACCAGAGCAAACUCCUGGAGUUCUGCAAGUCCAAGGACAUUGUUCUAGUUGCCUACAGUGCGCUGGGAUCUAACAGAGACCCAAAGUGGGUGGACAGUGACAGCCCAUUUCUCUUGGAGGAGCCAGUCUUGAAAGCCAUUGCCAAGAAACAUAAUCGAAGCCCAGCCCAGGUGGCCCUGCGCUAUCAGCUGCAGCGGGGAGUGGUGGUCCUGGCCAAGAGCUUCUGUGAUAAGAGACUCAAAGAGAAUAUCCAGGUGUUUGAUUUUGAAUUGACUCCAGAGGACAUGAAAGCCAUAGAUGGCCUCAACAGAAAUUUCCGAUACGCUAGAUUCCAAUUUGUUGCUAAUCACCCUAAUUAUCCAUUUUCAGAAGAAUAUUGACUGUGAGCUAUCAAAUAUCACCACCAGAAGUUCCUGCUUCUAGGAUGUGUGAAGAGGAUGUCUGUAGUUGGUGGAGGAGAUUAGGAAGUAAUGUCUGUAGUUUCAGGUUGCUUUCCUUUCAUUUUUUCAUUUAUGAAAUAACAAAGAUUUCAAAAUCAGGUUGUUUGUUUUUCCUGAUUAUUAAAA
Messenger RNA from Microcebus murinus (gray mouse lemur), 1695 nucleotides. RefSeq names its product aldo-keto reductase family 1 member C15-like. Gene Ontology annotation, molecular function: oxidoreductase activity. The record is from RefSeq and is a predicted model, not a curated record. NCBI's taxonomy places the organism in Eukaryota, Metazoa, Chordata, Mammalia, Primates, Cheirogaleidae.